Molecule: messenger RNA, 3150 nt
Organism: Mustela lutreola (European mink)
Lineage: Eukaryota; Metazoa; Chordata; Mammalia; Carnivora; Mustelidae
Gene: ZNF830
Product: zinc finger protein 830
Exons: 1
Coding region: 41-1150 (369 amino acids)
Biological process (GO): mitotic DNA replication checkpoint signaling; mitotic DNA damage checkpoint signaling; nuclear DNA replication
Cellular component (GO): spliceosomal complex; nucleus
Molecular function (GO): nucleic acid binding; zinc ion binding
Source: RefSeq, a predicted model, not a curated record
CCGCACGGAAGCCAGAGUCGCCUUGGGUCCCGACGCCGAGAUGGCGUCCUCCGCCUCCGCUCGCACUCCGGCGGGGAAGCGAGUGGUGAAUCAGGACGAGCUGCGGCGCUUGAUGAAGGAAAAGCAGCGUCUGAGCACCAAUCGGAAACGCAUAGAAUCUCCAUUUGCGAAGUACAACCGUUUGGGGCAGCUGAGCUGUGCCCUGUGUAACACCCCGGUGAAGAGCGAGCUCCUGUGGCAGACCCACGUCCUGGGAAAGCAGCACCGUGAGAAAGUAGCCGAGCUCAAAGGCGCGAAGGAAGCCACCCAGGGUCCGUCCUGCAGCGCCGUGCCCCCGUCAGCCAAGAGGAAGGUGCCGGAUGCGGAUGGCCAAGAUGCCAAAAGACCCAAGGCCUCCCCGCUGCCUCAGGUACAGCCCUCCACAUCCGCUUUGCCCACCAACUCUGACAGAGCAGGGAAGGACUCGGCCAGAGCGACCCUCAGUAAGGCCUCGGGACUCGGUUUACUCCCUGAUUAUGAAGAUGAGGAAGAGGAGGAGGAGGAAGGGGGAGGAGAAGGGAAAAGAGGGGACACCAGCAAGCAGCCGCCCGACUCACAGGGCAAGGAACCCUCGCUUUCCUCCUCGAGAGAGGCAACAAGUAUGCUGCCAAGCGGUUUCUCGGAUACAAAUCCUCCCAAGGCCCCUUUAAUUCCUCAUUCGGGGUCAAUUGAGAAGGCAGAAAUACAUGAAAAAGUCGUGGAAAGGCGAGAAAACACAGCGGAAGCAUUACCGGAAGGCUUUUUUGACGACCCUGAGAUAGAUGCUAGGGUACGAAAGGUUGAUGCCCCAAAGGAUCAGAUGGACAAAGAGUGGGACGAAUUUCAAAAGGCCAUGAGACAGGUCAAUACUAUUUCCGAAGCUAUAGUUGCUGAAGAGGAUGAGGAGGGACGGUUGGACCGGCAAAUUGGGGAAAUCGAUGAGCAGAUAGAAUGUUACCGUCGGGUGGAAAAGCUUCGGAAUCGCCAGGAUGAAAUAAAAAAUAAGCUUAAAGAGGUUCUGACUAUAAAAGAACUUCAGAAAAAGGAAGAGGAGAAUGUUGACAGCGAUGAUGAGGGAGAACUACAAGAUUUGUUGUCUCAGGAUUGGAGGGUAAAGGGGGCUUUGUUAUAGGGUUUCAAAGACCCGGGAUUUUCAUACCAUCAGCAACAGUACCAAAAGUGCUGUCUCUGGAUAGGGUACUGGUUACUUCAUGCCGCGAGAUUUGAUAACGUAACUGGGUUGUUGAGAGACAAUGAACCUGUGAAGAUAGCACUUUUGAAAAUUGGUGUAAAAUAUUUUUGAGGUAAAGUUGUUUUUGAAAUUUUUGGUCUGUAUACUAAAAUGUCAACUUUUUCACACAUUUACUUAAGUAUAUAAUUUUGAAUUGUCAAAUCUGUAAGCUGUAAGUAUUAUACAUAGUUAAAUAUAUAUUUACUUAAGUAAUUCUGUUUUGAAAUUUAUGAAAAAGGAGAAGCCAAGCCAACAGACAAGCCUUUGGAUGAAUACCAAGUGUGGUAUUUGGGACACAUGUGGCUUUCCCUUUUCUAAUCCCCUAAAUGAACUCCAGAGUGUUUUUCAGGAAGGUGGGGGAGGGGGAGGGGAGGUUGUUUUGUUUUUAUGAAUACUAUUCGCAAACAUGUAAGUCAUUCGGGGUAAAUCAGUUCUCUAAGUAGUCUGCUCUGUUUCAAAAACAUGGACUAGGAGAAUGGAUAGAUCGAUCUCCCAAAUGUUUCUCUUGAUUAAACCAAUGAUUCUCGGAUGAGGUGCACAUGGAGAUCACCCACCAAGCAUUUGAAAACAUGCAUAUGAAUCACCUUGGAGCUUUUAAAAAACUGUGUGCCCAAGGCCUAAGGUUAAAGAUUUCAAUAAAUCUGGAGUGGGGCCCAGGCAUCUGUUUAGUUUGAAAUCUUCCCAGGUUAUUCUAAUAUACACCAAAGUUGGAGAGCAAUGUGGCCCUAAAUCCCGAACCCAUUUAUAUUUUUUCAGGCUUUGUUUUUUUGAAAUACCAUAUGCCAUAAUUUGCCAUCUAUUGUAUGAAAGAAAUACUACCUUUUAUUUAGAUUUCAUCCAGUGUUAAAUUUUAUUACAUUUUAUAGUAAGGGUUCAGAGUUUCUGUCCAUUGUUGGGAGGAUAAGUUGUUUUCUCAAGGAAUAACAAUUAGCUUAUUCCUAUAUCUGAUUGUUUAGAUCACUCCUUUUCCCUUUAUUGAUAGAGGUAUUCAAAUGAAAAUGGAAUUAACAAUGUUCCAGCAGUAGAAAUGCAUACAGCAUACUCAAAUGAAAGUCAGUAGCAAUAAUAAUAGCUAAAACAUACAGCUUUUACAGUACAUGACAGGUGUGGUUCUAAGUGUUUUACAUAAACCAAGUCUAGUUGUUCUAAAGUCCAGGUUUUAUGGAGAAUAAUAUUAAGAUAUAAGGUAUGAAAAAGCCUCGCUUGGAUGCUAAAUGAAGGAAUUCUCUGUCGGCAGUGUAGGAAAAGUGGAAGUUUUAGAGCAAAAAAUUGUAUUUGCAAAAGAUUAUGGAAGAUGAUUUUAGUUGCAGUUUAUAAAAUGAAUGUGGAUUGGGAGAAAUAAGCUGGGAGACUACUUGGAAACUGAUUUUAAAAGCAAGGUGAGCAAGACUUUGAUUAGUUAUAGACUGAGAGUAAAGGAAUGAAGUUGAAAAAUUUUCACAGAAAGGGCCAAUAUUUUAGUGACUAGACAUAGAAGAAAAACAGGAGGGAUAAAGAUGAAAUUCAAGGGCUUGGGGGUUUUUAGUGUGGGUCCCUAGAGAAGUUAUCUAACACGUAUUGAGCACUUUGACUAUCUUGUGGUCUUUGGCAGAAAGUCUUUUCUUGAGCUGUCAGCUGACUGGUAAUAGAAGUUUCAGUAUGGUAGCAGAUUUACCUACCUUAAAUAGCUUACCUUAAAUGUAUAAACCCACAUGUACUCACAUUUUUCUAUCAUCCAUUCCUUUAUUUUAGAAUGAGAAAAUACGAAGGUGGGCUUGAGUAGUAGGCCUUGUUUUUACAUUGGCUUAAGAGGCUAGGCCAAUGAUCUAGCAAAGAACUUUCCAUUUAAAAAUACAGUGCAAGCCACAUGUAUAUUUUCUUUUCCUAGAAGCCACAUGAAAAAGUAAAAAAAUAUGAAAUUC